Acipenser ruthenus (sterlet) is the source of this 5974-nucleotide messenger RNA. RefSeq lists its product as uncharacterized. The record is from RefSeq and is a predicted model, not a curated record. The transcript is spliced from 5 exons. Lineage: Eukaryota; Metazoa; Chordata; Actinopteri; Acipenseriformes; Acipenseridae. Bases 1633 to 2820 code for a protein of 395 amino acids.
UGUAUGCAAAUGAUUGUAGCCCUGUUUCCUACAGCAGUGCUUCUGAAAGUGAAGUACUGCAGACGAGAGGAAGGGGGCGCAGUCAAGAAGCUUUGAGAACCGCCCAUCCACAGCACCUGUGAGAGUUGUGUGUGAAUAUUCUGCAGUGUUGGUGGAAAACAAGCUGCAGCUUUGGACAGUUAGGUUAUUGAGAUCACUGCGAUGUCACCGUACAAGCUGAAAAUUCUUCCACUUGCUUUGUUUCUAGUGGUAAGAGGCUGUGUGGUCCAGUGGUUAAAGAAAAUGGCUUGUAACCAAGAGGUCCCCGGUUCAAAUCCCACCUCAGCCACUGACUCAUUGUGUGACCCUGAGCAAGUCACUUCACCUCCUUGUGCUCUGUCUUUCGGGAGAGACGUAGUUGUGAGUGACUCUGCAGCUGAUGCAUAGUUCACACACCCUAGUCUCUGUAAGUCGCCUUGGAUAAAGGCGUCUGCUAAAUAAACAAAUAAUAAUGCGUUUGAGUGAGUUUGUGGUCCCAGUUGUAUUUGUACAGGACUGUAUUAAAGGAGACCUUGAAUCACUGCCGCUGUGCUGCGGAGGGUUUAGAAAUCGAAUUGCGUCUGUCUUUAUUGUGUUAAAAUAAAGCCAUUUUGAAUUAAACUAGGGACAGCUUAACUGAGACAUGCUCUAUCUACAGCGACGACAUCACCUAGAAUUUUAGGAUUGAGAUAUAAAAAAAAAAAAACUAGAUGAACAUAAACAUAAAGAAACUACACAAUGAUAUCACAAAAAAGAAAGCAGUAGUUUUUCAUGUUAGAUUUCAAAAUUUCUUUCCAGUGUGCCAGUUUUUUGCAUUUAGUGUGUGGAAAACUACAAAGCUUCAUGCAAAUCAACAUUUUGGCGUAACAUUAUUCAGCAGGUUUCAUUUCGGUGCUUUGAAGCAACAUGUGUUAAUUCUAUAGGGUGGUGAGGCAAAAGGUUUAGCUAUAGCUGUGUAUGCAAGGUCACACAAUCGACAAAAACAAAACCUAAAUAAAAUGCUGCUCACAUGAAGGUAAUGAACAUAACUGUGGAAAGUGUUCUUUGGGGUCAGAAUGUAAUGCAUUUUGUGGCUGAUGGUGGAAGCAGUGCACCCUGGGAGGCGGGGUGACACUCCCCCGCCUUUUAUUUAAUUUUUGUAUAAUACAUCACUCUGCUGUGAACUUGCUCAGCACAUCGCUACAGUUGUGUACUUAUAAGCAAUGUGAGUACGAAACAGCAGAACUAGGAAGAUAAUGUUACUGUUUCUGACCGGGACAAAAACAUGAAAACUGAAGCCCGGCAAGCCCGGCUUUACCGGGGCGUCUGGUCACCCUGGUCAAGGAAUCCAUUGCCGUCAGCUUCCAUCCGGGUGUUUCCAGCAGGAGGCGCCAAUCCGCUAACGUGACGUCACGACGCGCUCGUCUCCAUGGGAGCAGGGAGGAAGCGGAAGUGUGUGCGGGUUUGUUUACAUUGUGUGUGUGGGACUGCGUGGGGUUGUUGAGCUGCAGCAGCAGAGAAACUUGCUAAAUAAGUCAAGUGCUGACUGAAUAACAAAGAGAGGCUCCCAAUAUUAUUCAUAAUAAAAGCGUGAAUACAGAAAAGAUAUCAGUCUCAAGCUAACAGUCAGUGAAGAUGGACGUCAGUGUCUCCGUGUCGUUCUUUCAAGACGAGCUCGCCUCUACCAUCGAGCACGCAGUGAAAGCGGCUGUAGACACCGUCUUGUGCCAAAUCACAAAAGUUGUCGGCGGCAAAUUCACUGAAUUCCGAAUGGAAAUGGCUGGAAAGGAGAAAGAGAAUGAAAGUCUGAAGCUGAGAUUGGAAAUAUCAGAGAGCGAGUUGAAAGCGGUGCGGGAAUGCAUGAACGCUGCAGAUGCAGACAUUAAACAACCUCUCAGAAACAUGAACCCCGACUGCAAUGAACAAGACUUUCAGAGGAUCGAGAACCAGGGAUUAUUCACGAGAGUUCAAGAUUCUGCUGAGAGACGUGCUUUCAGUGAAGCAGAGGAGGGGCCAGUGAUGGAAGCUCUUUACAUGAAAGAGGAAAUCUGUGAUCAGGAGUGGUGUGGAAGAAUAAUGGAGAUUACAGACCUGACAAGUGCUGAAGGUAAAGAGAUCCCUGAACUUGAACCUGUCCACAUUAAAGAGGAGGCCGUAGAGCUGGAGUGUGAUCACAUCACAGAGGAAGUUAGUAAAGAAAAUAAAGUCAAUAAUCCUGUGAAUAUAGUUAAGAUGGAAUCUAGCCAUUGUGAUUAUUGUCCACCUGAAUUGGUCUGCAUGAAACCCAAUCAGCCUUUCUCUGAAGACACUUGUUCUAGUGUUGGAGAAGAGGACAGUGUGCUGGGGUCCAUUCAGAGGAAACAUCACCCCCCUCAGGAAAGAGCUGCAGAUGGAAAGGAGGAAGGAGCGAUGCCGUCCACGAGCAGCACAGCCUCAGAUCUAGGAAGACGCACCUCCACUCCAGCACCCCAGAACAAAAUCUCUACUGAUGGGAAACUGCAGCGUAAGCAGAAACACAGAGAGUCGACACCCCAAGAUGAAUGGGAACGCAGGGGCAAGAAGAGAACGAGGAGAAAACACGUACUGCCGCUAGCCUCCGAACUUCGCCACAAACGUUUUGAGCAGAAGAGGAGUGGAAAGAAGGUGCCGGCAGCUGUGGGCAGCGACCGCGGCGCAGGCCGCAAGCGACGCCAAUGCCAGGUUGCCAAAUGCAACGGGAACAAGACUGUUGAACGCUGUGCCCAGUGCGCGAAGGCGGUGUGUGGCACGUGCACUGCCUACGUGGAGAAGCGCAGCUUCUGUGUGGAUUGUACAGACGCCUAGGCUUCUUUGAGAACGUAACCAUCUUGGUUUCUGUUCGUGUUCUGCUCCCUUCUCUGAGACUACAAAGUGCAUACCGGCAUUUUAACACUGCGUUAAUUCAUGUGGAGUGAAGUCCAGCCCAAACCAAACGGCUCUUUGAGGGCCUCAAUUAGCGGACACAAAGCUGCAGGGGGCGCUGGUGAGAUGGCGUUUUCCAGAGCUCGGUGCACCCACUCGCUAUUUCUUUGGGCUGGGGGAGGAAGAGUGCAGAGAGCAAAGUGAUUGCCUGAGGACGGAGGCUGGGCAGAAGCUGACUGGAGUUUUAUAAAGGAACCAGGCGGUGAGGUCGCCGCGUUUCCUGCAGAGUCUCCCUCAGCUGCCCGAAGAGGAAGCCAGCGGCAGGACAGAUCGUGCCAGCUUGGAGAGCCCUGUAUAAACCACCAGCGGCAAAGAUCAGGGGAUCUGCAGAGGAGAAUCUUCCAUACCAUCAUGGCCAUUCGCUCCUUUGUGAGCAUCAUAAACCCUGGGGGGGACAGAGUCCUGUCCUUUCUGCACACAGAGGAGAGACUGUUUAGCAUUGCUUUUUUAAUACUGCACCAGAUUAAACCCUGGGUUUACUGCUCUGAAAGGGUUGCUUGUUUGAGUGAGGUUUCUUUUCUGUGAGAUGUUUUUAUUUGUGGUUUUAAGUAACUUCAUUAUAACAAACUCCCCCCCUGUUCGGUCUAUCAGGUUGUUCAUUAUAAUAGGGUGUGGCAAUUUGCUGUAUCAGAAUAAUGAGGAAACGUCCACAUUGAAUUGAACAUCAUUAUAUAUAUAUAUAUAUAUAUAUAUAUAUAUAUAUAUAUAUAUAUAUAAUAUAGCAACCAGAAUUAUCCCGGGUUUAAAAGGCAUCUUGUAUGCAGACAGGCUAAAAGAAUUGAAUCUAUUCAGUCUUGAACAAAGAAGACUACGCGACGAUCUGAUUCAAACAUUCAAAAUCCUAAAAGGUAUAGACAAUGUCAACCCAGGGGACUUUUUUGACCUGAAAAAAAACAAGGACCAGGGGUCACAAAUGGAGAAUAGAUAAAGGGGCAUUCAGAACAGAAAAUAGGAGGCACUUUUUUACACAGAGAAUUGUGAGGGUCUGGAACCAACUCCCCAGUAAUGUUGUUGAAGCCGACACCCUGGGAUCAUUCAAGAAGCUGCUUGAUGAGAUUCUGGGAUCAAUAAGCUACUAACAACCAAACGAGCAAGAUGGGCUGAAUGGGGCCUCCUCUCGUUUGUAAACUUUCUCAUGUUGUUCUUAUGUUCAUAUAAAGUCUGCAUUCUAAAGAAAUUGUGUUUCCAAAAACAGUGAAGUAUAUUUAAGUCGAAUGAAAUGAUUUUUUUUUUUUUUAAAUUUCCAGGCUCCACUGCAAUUGAAACUGAGAAUUCAAGAAUGCACGAUUGCUAAGAAGAGGAGGAGCAACACAACCAGGCAGUGGAGACACAAAAUAAAGCAGAACCCAGAACUGUAUGAAGAGCACAAGAGGAAGGAGGCGGCCCGGGCGCGUUUGUACCGCUUAAACCAAAGCCCAGGAAAAAAAGAGCUAGAAAAGGAGAAAGCCAAAGAGAGAGCGAGAAAAUGUAGAGAACGACAGAAGAAAAUAAAGACGUUAUCUUUCCCAGAAGUCAGCAGUGCGUAGCGUUUGCAUUCCCGUAUGCUAAUUCCCCAUCCCGGGUUUUAUAGAGAAGAGAAUCUCGGGAUUUGGGAAAUGCUUUUGUUUUUUAUUCAUUAUUUCCCUGGUUUCGUUAUGUGUGCCACUCUGUUCCAUUUAGUAUCCAGGCAACCAAACCCUGCUGCUGAAAUUAAAACAAAAAAAAUAAAUCAAUUUGGAAACUUUUUAAAAGAUAAAUUUAUGUACCGACAAAGGAGACCAGGCAGGUGAAAAGCGAUCUGUCCGACGCCUUUAGCGUCUGAGCGAUUUCCGCUUCAUGAGAACGACUAGCCCAAACUUGGGUGCGAGUCGCUGUGCUUCUGAACAGGUGAUCGAGGCAGGAAGACAACCCCGAACCACUACAGGUUAAUACAGAGCAUAUUAUAAGUUUUUGUUCGAACGGUAUGUUUUAACAAUGUGUUUAGUAUUUCUUCUGGCUUUACAUUCUUUAAAACACAGUACAGUUAUUACAACAUUUUAACACACAUGCAGUUUCACAAAUGUUCAAUUUGUAUCCCAAAGAUCAGCCUGCUUCCAGUAGCUGUAACAGACCUGGGUCAGUUUCUUCUCUCAGUGGGUCUGUCAAAACCACCACAGGUGUGUCUUUAAUAGCCUGAUACCUGCAAAAACUUAAAUCUUGUUAGCAGAGCGUCCAUCUCUGCAUUCCCAUUCCCAUCAUCAGUGGGAAGACUUCAAAUAAAACUGUUUCUAUCAAAGAGACAUCAAUCUCUGCCGCAUAAGCCUUUCACUCAAAAAAGGUGAUCGCACCUUGUGCAAGGGAAGACAGGUUUAAGAUUCAUUCAUUCCUGACAAUAUAUAUUAUAUAAUAUUGUAACCAGGCAGGGAGGGGGUUAAAAUCCCCCCCCUGCCAAAAACAUGUGCGCAUGCAUGUUUGUUUAGUUUAAUUAUUGUUUUAUUAUUAAUUAUAGCAGCAGUGUGGAGUAGUGGUUAGGGCUCUGGACUUGACUGGAGGGUUGUGGGUUCAAUCCCAGGUGGGGGACACUGCCGCUGUACCCUUGAGCAAGGUACUUUACCUAGAUUGCUCCAGUAAAAAUCCAACUGUAUAAAUGGGUAAUUGUAUGUAAAAAUAAUGUGAUAUCUUGUAACAAUUGUAAGUCGCCCUGGAUAAGGGCGUCUGCUAAGAAAUAAAUAAUAAUAAAAAUAAUAAUAAUUAUUCCCUGUUCCUGGCUAUCAUUGUAAAUUAGAGCCAGGUGCAGGGUAUUUAAGGGAAGCAGCCAGUCUCUUUAGGGCUGCUGUGUGUGAAGAAGCCUGCCUGUACAGCUGUAAUUAAAAACAAAGGUGGUGUGUAAACCUGUUUGUUUUGUGAGUAAACUGUGUUUGUUUUGUUUUGUUUGUGCCGGUAAACAGCUUAGCUGUCCGGCUUAUUACAGAAGGUUCCAGUUUGUGUUUUAGUUCGUGCUUGUAAGAGCUAGGGGUUUGUUUUCAGUUUUCAUAUUUUUGUUAUUAAAAAUAGCGCAUCUGCACUUUAAAACCUUCAA